AUGAAGUACCUCUGCCAAAGCCCAGCGACAAAAUCAUAUCUCAAAGACUGGGCUGGAGAAAAGACACUGAUUUCGGCAAACUUCUUCUGGAAGCUUGGGUCCACAACUCAAAAGUCUUUAGACGGACUCCUUCGAGCGCUUUCAUACUCUAUCCUGGAGCAAGCCCCCGCCCUGCUCGAGACCGUAUUCCCGAAGCAGUGGAGAAAUGCUACGCAAGGAAGAGCGUUCAGGAUUCAUAGUUCUGAUAUUGAGUUGGCCUUUACUAGUCUCCUGCGACAAACAUAUUUAUUUUCUUCGCACAAGGUUGCAAUCUUUAUCGACGGCCUGGACGAGUUUGACGGAGACCACGACAAGAUGAUAAAACUAUUUCGCAGUUGGACUGAGAUAGUCCCAGAAGAUGUAAAGUUGUGCGUUUCAAGCCGAGAAUGGGAAGUUUUCCGACAGAGGCUGAUAAACUGCCCUGGAAUCCGUCUCCGGGACAUCACGAGCCGAGACACCGAAGCAUACAUCAACAGCGAAUUAUCCAACAAUGAAGAAUUCAGAUCCUAUUCUUCGAAAGAACCGCGAGUGGCCCGUCUCAUCAACCAGAUCAAGUUCAAAGCCGAAGGGGUGUUCCUUUGGGUAAAGAUCACCUUGAGGGGUCUUAAAUGGGGCCUUCUUUCUGGAGAACAUCUAGGAGACCUUGAAGCAAGACUGAAAGCUUUGCCUGUGGGCCUUGAAGAACUCUUCAACUCAAUUUUCCUCUCGAUUAGAAGUGGAAUCCACAUCAAUAAAAUGGAUAGAAUGAGGGCCAUGCGAAUGAUUUUACUUGCAACGAAGGGUCUCGGGAUGCAAAUAUUACCUGCCCUCCCGCUCACAGAACUUUGGUUCCCAAACAGUUAUGACAAAGACCCCAACUUUGUUACCAAGCUUCCGAUAGCAGCCGGCGCCAGCGAGACUUGGAUCUCUAGACAAGAGAGAACAAGACGGUCGGUAUACCAAUGCUGCAUGGGACUUCUUGAGGUGAACGCUUCUAGACAUGAUGUCCGACCGCGAUUGAUGAGGGGUGUAUGUUCACUAGACUAUCUUUAUGGGGUCAGAGAAAUACUAUCAUCCAAAGAGAAAGAGUACAAGAUAAGCGAGAAUCUCGUCAACGAAAUCGAGGGCAGCCGGCAGAAUGGCACUGCACGAAUCCACCGGGAACGGAAUCAUGAAAUCAUCGAUGAUGGGGACGAUAUAUUCCUGCACAACCAUGCGUGGUACCUCGACGAGAAGAGAAUCAGUCAUUGA
This is a messenger RNA of Colletotrichum phormii, 1269 nucleotides long. RefSeq lists its product as uncharacterized. The record is from RefSeq and is a predicted model, not a curated record. NCBI's taxonomy places the organism in Eukaryota, Fungi, Ascomycota, Sordariomycetes, Glomerellales, Glomerellaceae. Bases 1 to 1269 code for a protein of 422 amino acids. The transcript has a single exon.